Sinocyclocheilus grahami is the source of this 713-nucleotide messenger RNA. RefSeq names its product CD59 glycoprotein-like. The coding region runs from base 177 to 461 and encodes 94 amino acids. The record is from RefSeq and is a predicted model, not a curated record. NCBI's taxonomy places the organism in Eukaryota, Metazoa, Chordata, Actinopteri, Cypriniformes, Cyprinidae. The transcript is spliced from 4 exons.
UUUAAACUGAGGAUCUAAAUGGUACAUGGGACAUGUAAUACCCCAUAGCAAGUUAUUGUAAGGGCAGGGCAGGGAGGAGGACAGGACAGGUGUUAUCAGGUGUCAUAUAUAUACAUGCUGUAUUCAUUUCCCUCAUUAAUUCCAGAGCAACACUACAGACUAAGUUUGAUAAAGACAUGAAGAUGGGAUCCCGCACAUUGGUUCUGAUCAUGUUUUUAGGUGCCCUCUGUGUUGCACAGGCACUGAGGUGCAACUACUGCCUGAAGAUUGACGAAGACAAUCCCACCUGUGAUACGAUAGAGGAGAAAGAAUGCAGCAGUGGUUUUGAUAAGUGCAUUAAGAUCAAAAUGCAUCCUCCAGCCUACGGUGAGGUGCGCAGAUGUGCAAAGACUAAUGAGUGUGAUGCUCAGGUGCCUCCUCAGGUGGAGAAAGUGUGCUGCAACACAGACCUCUGCAACUGAUCUGCUCCAUCAGCCAAAUGUAUUUUUUCAAUAUGGUCUGUGAUAAUCUUACGGUACUUAAAAUUCUCAAAACAUACAGCAUAAUAUCAUUGUUAUUAAUUGAUUUUAAUUUAAUAUAUAGGUAAAUAAUAAUAUAAAGAAAUAAAAUCUGGCCAGCAAAACGAGAAACAAUGAUGAUUCUUUGUUUUCUAAAACAUUGUAUUUUUUUUGUAUGAGUUUUGAAAUGUACAACAAUUAAACUCUAAAACAAAA